GCUUUUUCCCCGCAGAGUCCCUAUCAGCCUGCAGAGUCCCCAUCAGCCUGCAGAGCCCCAUCUUCCCCUGAGUCUUCGUCCUCCCCUCAGAUUCCCCUUCUUCCCUGCAUUCUGGGCCGGAACCCUCCGUCUGCCUGGCGCCCGGUCCCUUCCGCGGUGGGUGGGGCUGGCGGGGCCCCGGGCGUCCAGUCUUGCCCCAUCCCGUCCUGUCCUGUCCUGUCCUGUCCUGUCCAGUCCGGUCCCCACACUGGGACUUGAGCCCGGCCGCGGCCCUCUCUGCAGCUCUCCCCUGGAGUGAGUGGCGUUUCCAGGAGGGAAGCUGGGACCGAGGUGACGCUCCGGUGGCCUGGCCAGGGCGGUGCUGGGGACGCUAGGCUCCGAGCCCCACGCGUCAGUCCUGGGGCCGCCGGGAGUCAGUGUCAUUUGAGGAUGUAUCUGUGAGCUUCACCAAGGAAGAGUGAGAGGACCUGGAUGCUGCUCAGAGGACCCUCUACAGGGAUGUGAUGCUGGAGACCUACAACAGCCUGGUGUUGUUGGGACACUGCCUGACCAAGCCUGAGUUGAUUCUCAAGCUGGAACAUGGAUUUGAGCCAUGGAUUUUAGCAGAAACCUCAAUCCAGAACCUUCCAGGUGUAUAUCUCUAUGAAUGUAAAGAAUGCGGGAAAGCUUUCUCCUACAAGUCUCAUUUCACCCUACAUCAGAGAAUUCAUGCAGGUGUGCAUCCCUAUGAAUGUAAAGAAUGCACAAAAGUUUUUUACUGGAAGUCAGAGCUUACUCAGCAUCAGAGAACUCAUAAGGGUGUAUAUCCCUAUGAAUGUGAAGAAUGCGGGAAAGCUUUCAACUCUAAGUCUUACCUCAGUGUACACCAGAGAACUCAUACUGUAUGAUGUGAGUAUCUAACUCCUUAUGAAUGUAAAGACUGUGGGAAAGCUUUCCAUUCCAAGUCUAACCUCAGUGUUCAUCAGAGAAUUCAUACUGGUGAGAAGCCUUAUGGAUGUAAAGAAUGUGGGAAAGCUUUCUAUCAUAAGUCACACUUCAAUUCACAUCAGAGAAAACAUACGGG
Nannospalax galili (Upper Galilee mountains blind mole rat) is the source of this 1063-nucleotide messenger RNA. RefSeq names its product zinc finger protein 39. The transcript has 4 exons. The record is from RefSeq and is a predicted model, not a curated record. Gene Ontology annotation, biological process: regulation of transcription by RNA polymerase II. NCBI's taxonomy places the organism in Eukaryota, Metazoa, Chordata, Mammalia, Rodentia, Spalacidae. Bases 504 to 887 code for a protein of 127 amino acids. Gene Ontology annotation, molecular function: DNA-binding transcription factor activity, RNA polymerase II-specific; RNA polymerase II cis-regulatory region sequence-specific DNA binding.